Messenger RNA from Archocentrus centrarchus (flier cichlid), 5922 nucleotides. It is a transcript of the gene bod1l1, whose product is annotated as biorientation of chromosomes in cell division 1-like 1. Lineage: Eukaryota; Metazoa; Chordata; Actinopteri; Cichliformes; Cichlidae. The transcript has 30 exons. Bases 129 to 5201 code for a protein of 1690 amino acids. The record is from RefSeq and is a predicted model, not a curated record.
GAGUCACACUUGCUUCGAACUUCACAAACCGUAAACAGAAGGCUGGUGCGUUCUGGUCGAAUUUUGCCUGAUGUGUUGUCAGUAUUAUCGCUUUUAGUCACCAAAUUCUAAGCCAACUACAUCGGGACAUGGCUGGGUUACCACCUGGAGACCCACAGCUGGUCUCAAUGAUCGUAAAUCACUUAAAAACGCAGGGACUAUUUGACCAGUUCCGGAGGGACUGCCUGGCAGACGUUGAUACAAAGCCAGCCUACUUGAAUCUGAAACAACGAGUGGACAACUUUGUCUCCAAUCACCUGUCCAAUCACACAUGGAGCCCUCAUUUGAACAAAAACCAGCUGAGAAACAACAUCAGACAGCUUGUCCUGCAAUCUGGGAUGCUGGAGCAGGGAGUGGACAGGAUUGUGGCCCAGGUGGUGGAUCCCAAAAUCAACCACAUCUUUAGACCACAGGUGGAGAGGGUCGUCCGUGAAUUUCUGUCACCUGGCAGCUGCUCUGAGGAGCCACCAGCCCCUCUGCCUUUAACAGAGACCAAACCAGACAGCAGCAUUCCUGAGCAGGCCUCAACAUCGACGCCAACUACCACUGCUGCCAUCAACGCCAUGUCCAUCCUGGACACCAUAACUUCUCUCAACCAGGAAGCUAGCGUCAGAGCCAGCUCAGCAACCGAAAAAGCACGUAAAAGCCAAGCUGCAGAUGAGUCCAUGCAGGGGGUGGUGGAGGAGAGUGAGCAGGAUAUGAGUGUUGUUGAGGAAGGUGACAGUUACCAAGAGGGAAAGCCACUGGACGAGGCAGAGGAAGUAAAACUAUCGGCAGAGGUUCAGGCAUUAGAAGUGAAGACAGAGGAAACACAGGAACAGAUGGAACUGGGAAAAGAGGGAUUAAAGGAGGAUGUGAAAACGGAAGAGGAGGAGUCAGGAGCUCAGGAGCAGACAGAGGAAGAGAAAGACAAAGCUGUAAGCAAAAUCAGUGGAAAACCCUCAGAAGAGAAACAGGAUGAUGAUCUGCUGAAAUCUACAAGCAAGGCUAAACAGAAAGCCAGAGAGAGGAUAAAAGAAGAAUACUCUUUGGAGGACUCUGACCUGGAAGGCCUGAGUGACAUCACAGUGAGCUCUGUCCACACCAGCGAUCUGUCAUCAUUUGAGGGGGAAAGUGAAGACGAGCAGCAGCUGUCUGAUUCUUCUGAAGAGGGCGAGCUUCCACCUGAUGAUGAAGGUGAAAGGGUAGAAAAGAAACACGGUGCUGGCGACACAGGAGAUGAAGACAAGGAGCGUAAACCUCGUCGCAAGGCCUAUGUUCACAAACCCUUCCUCUACUCCCGUUACUAUAGCGACUCAGAUGAUGAGAUCACCGUGGAAGAACGUCGGAGAUCUGCGGCAAAGGACAAAGAGGAACGGCUACUCAAGAGACAACAGAACAGAGAGCGAAUGGAAGAGAAGCGUAAACAGAAAGCAGCGCAGGCUGAAGAACAAGGUUUUACUGUCUGCUAUCACAAAAAACAGAAGAGUGGAGACUCUAGUGUGCUCGAAGGCCCUGGAGCCAAAGAAGCCCGCAAAGAAAGGAAAGUUUUGGAGAAAAAAAUGGCUCUCAACAGGAAGAGAAAACUAGACUCAAGGAAAGAGGGAGAUGUUUCAAGCAAGAAGAAAGGAGACACGAGAGACAUUUUAAAGAAAGCAGAAGUAAAAUCUGCCACCUCAAAGACCCCACAACAUAAACUGAUGAAAAAUCUGUCGGAACCUACGUGUUCUGAGGAGCGACACAGAGGGAUGAGCGGCAGCAUCUCGGAAGAUUCCAGUGAUACAAAGAAGAUAUCUGACAAAGGCAGAACACACUCGUUCAUAUUGGAGCUGGAGCAAGGCUCCCAAGAGGCUCUCAGACAACGUUCAGUUGGGAAAUUUGACCGUCUGUCUCACAAAGAACGCAAAGAGAAAGAACGUAGCUUGUCUGAUGAACGUGCCAAGCUCAAACAGAAGCAGGAGAAAAAAUCUGAACAUCAGGUGGAUGAAUCUCAGCAGAAGGAAGGCACUGCUGUCAAAGUAUCCUCCGAAGAGAAAGGGGAGAAGAAGCCCAAGAUCAAAACUGAGAAGAAGAUGGCAGGAACUGUAAGAGAAGGAAAGGUGUGUGAAAGUGUUUCUGAGGAGGGAGGUUCUAAAGAACCAAAGAAGGUGAAGACUGUGGAGGCGGUCAAAGCAGAGAAGGAUAAAAAUAAGGACAAAGAUAAGAUCAAAGAAAAGGAAAAGGUCAAAGGAGAGAAAACUUUAGUUAAAAGCGAUUUCAAGCAGCUGCUUCGCCCAGAUUCUGCAGGUUCCUCUGAGGAUCGAUCCGACAUGGAGCCUGAGUCAAACAGCAGCAAGAAAAAAGAGAAACACUCCAAGGAAGUCAUGAAAAAGCCAAAGAGCCACAGUGAGGACAGGCCAGGAGAAAAACUAAAAUCUAAAAGCGAUAGUAAAGACAGUGAGAAGGAAAAACCAAAAGCAGAUCAAGACAACCAGAAGUUAAACAAGUCAAGCUCUGAAAGUGACAAAGAUCCAAAAAGGGUCAAAUCAACAGAAAAAGGAAAAAUUUUAGAAAGGUCUAAAUCAAAAUCCAAAGAGGAGGCAAAGACUCCAUUGUUGUUAAAGACAGAGAAGAGAGUUCACAGUCCGGAAGUAAAAAGUGCAGGUGGUGGAUGCACCAGCAAACCUGAAGCAACAAAGGAGAAGAAAAAAGAGGGAAAUGCAAAAGACCAGAGCAAAGUUUCUGAAGAAUCUUCACAGGAGAGAUCAGACAAAAAUGCAAAGAAAAAGCUGGAGAAGAAGGAUAAAAUUUCAGAAAAGAAAGAUGAGAGUCAGGAAGAGAAAGUGCCAAGAGAGGAGAAACUGGAAAAGUUGGAUAAAUCCUUUUCGGUUUCCUCUCUGACUCUUGAGACGGAUGAGCCACUGAAUAAACAACCUCUUCUUCAAGACACGAGCACAGACUCUGAGCCCAUCACCACCACUGUCACCACGUUGUUCUCAGAUGAUACCUGCGAUGCUUUAAGCGACAUCACCCCUGAGCCGCCCGAGGGAGAGACGGAGUCACGCCUCUGCGAGAUGCCAGCUGUGCCUGCAGAGGCUGACGCCCUGCUGACGCUUAUGGACGUCUGCACGUCAGCAGAGGCAAGACUUCCACCUGAGAACAAUCGAGAGGAUGUGACAUCAGAGAUGGCGCUUCAGGAUGCUGAUAUGAAGAUGAAAGAGGCAGCUCUGACCCUACUCUCCAUGGAUCCCGACAGCACAGUGUCCACUAGCUUACUGUGUCAAGAAACAAGGGCAGAGUCAGCAGUUAAUCCACCCGCCCCACAUCCAGUAGAGACAACUACAGCUGAAGAGGAGCAGCUUCUUCCUAUGGAAGAGGAAACAGCUGCUGAAACUGAGUUUACAGCUGCUGAGCCUUCACCAGCAUCUCAACAAACCGAUGAGCUUGCUGAUGGAAAAUCAAACAUUGCAGAUGAGUCAGAAAACACAGAGGUAAAAAUGGACACUUCAAAUGUUGAAACCUCUGAGAUGUUGGCUCCACAGGAGGAUGAGACUAUCGCAGAUGAAUGUGAAGCUCCCUCAAAUGAGGAAGAAGCUGAAAGUGCUGAAACACUUCCUGAAAUGCAGCCAGAUAAGACACCGGCAGUACCACUUGAAGAGGCUGCUGCUGCUCUUGUGUCUGAAGCAGAAGAAUCCACAGGAAGCACAGAGGAAAACACACUGACUGUUGUUUCCAACACCGCUGAACACGUUUCAGAAAUUCCCGGUGAACAAGAACAACCAGAGCCAGAUGAUGCAGUCACAAAGACAAACCUCGAGGCAGAGGAGGCAGAGGGUGAGGAGGAUCAGGCCAAGAUGGCGAUAGAUAACAGUGAAGCUGAGAGUAAGACCGAGGAAGAAAAUGUCUCAGCAGAGAAAAGUGAUCCACAGACUAUGGAAACCAGUGUUCCAGACAAGACUGAGGAUGCCAGAGAAGCUGAACCUACAUCUGAACUAGUCACACAAAUCAGUAAUGUCUCCAGCACAGACAGCCAAGAAGAUGAAAAGGGCUCAGAUCUGUCAGAAAAGGAGGAGAAAACAGAGGGAAGAGGAAGGCGGAAACGAAAGCUGUCCUGUCAGAGAUCUGCAGCAGUGACAGAAUCUGGUGAGGAGGUGAAUGAAAAAGAAAGUAAAGAGCAGCUGCCUGCUGAGGACACUGAGCAGGAGAAGAUUGUGGAUGUAAAAACCCCUCGCAGGCGGCGAUCGUCCAAAACUCCCGAGGAGGCGACGAAAGACGAAUCGAAAGACCCGGAGAAGCCAGAGGAGCCUCCGAGCCGCAGGAGGAGACGAUCGGCAGGCAAAGAAGCCACAGCUGAUAAUCAGAAGGAAGAUGAAGAAAAAGUCGAGGAAAGUUCUGACCAAACCUCCGCACUCGAACCAGCAGAGACAGAAGAGAGAACUGAAGAGGAAAAUGAACCAAUUAAAAGCGAGGCGAGUCUGCAGUCUUCUGCUCCAGAGGACUGUGAAGGAGCAGCAAGCGCCGACUGCAACGAGACUACUGACACCAGUGAACCAACAGUGGAGACAAAGGAAUCCGAGGAAAUGGAGGACUGUGUGGAGGAAGCCAAGGCUCCGGAGGAGGGGGUGCAGGACAACAGCGGACAGGAGCAAAGUGAGCCUGACAAAGACAGUGGCUGUUCCCCCUCUGUGAGUCAGCCAGACGGUCACGAGGAUGUAAAAGAGGAGAGCUGCAGUGAGAAAAACACUGAAGACGGUGGGGAAGAGCAACAGCAAGACGACCAAGAGACGACUCCAAAGAGGUCUGGUCGGAGGGGACGGCCAUCGAAGGCAGCUGCUGCAGAGGAUUCAGAUAAAAAGGUCAGAAAAGCAGACGAGAAAGAAAGUGAGCAGAAUGAUGAAGAAGAGGAGGAGGAAGAAGGUGAGAAAGAAGGAGAGGAGGGAAAAGAAACUGCAACUAGAGCCACAACACGGUUGGCAUCUCGCCUGGAGGCUGAAAGAAACAAGCCAAGUAAACCAUCCACCCGGGCAAGCCGACAGAACGGUAAAGAGGAGACCGCAGCUGGCACACGCGGGACAAGGGGCCAGGCAGCGGCAGCGGCAGCUGUGGCCAAAGGGGGCCGUAAGCGGGAGACCAGCCCUCCUGCGGUGCGAACGCGGGGAGGACAGAAAUCAGAGGAGCCGCCUUCCAAGAGAGCCAAACGCUAGGAUGUUUGACAGCGGCGCACCGGUUUGCCCCAGCAGUGUUGUUUUUACACUCCAUAUUCGAAGCGCCUCUGCAGUCAUUUAGCACGUAAAGCUGUUUCUGCUCGGUUGGCUGCAGAUAUCGGAGAGCUCUGGAUAGUAUUAUACACUCUCCUCUGAUGGUUGAGUGUAAACCUGAGGAUCUGUGUAAGAAUCCCCCAGAAUACCUUCUGCAGCUCUACACACAUAUGGUUUGGAUCAGACUUCAUAUUUUGCCAUUUAUUCAGUAAUGUCCGCUGAGUAUUUCAGACCAAUCAGAAGCCUAAUGUGCAGCCAAGUUGUGCUUUGAGAUAAAGAGGGUGAAGUCUGCAGAGGCCAGAUUGCGUCUCAUGUACACAGUUGUACAUAGAAAUCGGCCAUUUGUGAAUAAGUACAUUUUCAUUCUGUGAAUGAAACAAGAUGUUUUGCUCCCAGGUUUUUGUUUUAAAAAUGUGAUAUUUUUUAUUUUAUAUUUCCCAUUUAAAUUGAUGAUAACUCUGUUAGUUAAAGACAAGAAAGAUGAGACGGAACAUGAAGAGUCUCUUGUGACAUUUUUUUUUUUGCUGCAGACAAAGUUCUGGUUUUUACUUACUAAAUGGAGGCCAUCUGAUUAUUUUUAUUGUUACACAAUUAGCUGUCAGUGUGUAAUGUAUUAAUGUAAAGCAGGCUUUUCAACUUUUUUUUUUUUUUUUUAUAUAUAUAUUAA